AUGGCGAUGCCGAAAGGAAUGUUGUUAUUGGUGAGAUUCAUAGUUCCAGUCUGCGAGCACAAAACAUUUUGCGAGGUUAUUCCGGAAUAUCCAACAGAAUUAGUAAACGACGCGUUGCAGAACAAUUCUCGUCUUAAUUUGCAUGGGCGUGCCGAUGAGCUGGAUACAUCUGGGCGACACGAAGACGAGCCCGAAGAAGAACCACUCUGUGUAUCUACGGAACUAAUUGUAUUUCCUAAAUCAGGCCUUACUAAACGCAACAAAUGGAUGUACAUCGUGAACCACAAGAACUUGACACAGGCGGUGCGUAUUGAAACGUGCAUGGAGGAAGACAAGCCGUGCAGAAUUAUCGAAGGCUUCGCCGAGGGUUACGUGUCAAAGUGCAGACAGAAGUACAUAUAUCGUCAACUUCUAGCGGUGUUCCCAGAUGGCUCGAUCAAUCAUGAAUCCUUUCGAUUUCCGGUCAGCUGUUGCUGUCAUGUCGAAUUUCAAGGUGAUAGAUUCUUAAAAGCAUCUCACGCCGACGAUUAA
Molecule: messenger RNA, 531 nt
Organism: Dufourea novaeangliae
Lineage: Eukaryota; Metazoa; Arthropoda; Insecta; Hymenoptera; Halictidae
Gene: spz
Product: protein spaetzle-like
Exons: 5
Coding region: 1-531 (176 amino acids)
Biological process (GO): regulation of Toll signaling pathway; innate immune response; central nervous system formation
Cellular component (GO): extracellular region
Molecular function (GO): Toll binding; growth factor activity
Source: RefSeq, a predicted model, not a curated record